Nanorana parkeri is the source of this 1061-nucleotide messenger RNA. It is a transcript of the gene SLC25A19, whose product is annotated as solute carrier family 25 member 19. Gene Ontology annotation, cellular component: mitochondrial inner membrane. The transcript is spliced from 6 exons. Gene Ontology annotation, biological process: thiamine pyrophosphate transmembrane transport. The coding region runs from base 2 to 976 and encodes 324 amino acids. Gene Ontology annotation, molecular function: thiamine transmembrane transporter activity. The record is from RefSeq and is a predicted model, not a curated record. NCBI's taxonomy places the organism in Eukaryota, Metazoa, Chordata, Amphibia, Anura, Dicroglossidae.
GAUGGUGGGAUAUGACCCUGACUCAGGGGGGCAGCUUCUGUCUGCCACUGAAGUAGCUACUGCUGGUUCCCUUUCUGGACUGGUCACAAGGGCAUGUAUUAGCCCUCUGGAUGUCAUAAAAAUUCGCUUCCAGCUGCAAAUCGAGCGUCUGACUGGGCAUGGUGUCCAUGGGAAGUAUAGUGGUAUUGCUCAGGCAGUGAGACUGAUUUUGAAAGAGGAAGGUUUGCCUGGAUUUUGGAAAGGUCAUGUCCCAGCACAGCUUCUCUCUGUCUGCUAUGGUGCUGUACAGUUUAUGAGUUUUGAGGUCUUGACUGAAGUUUUUCACACUUCCACCUCUCUGGACACACGAGCACCUGCAGUUCACUUCCUAUGCGGAGGUCUGGCUGCCUGUUCAGCAACUUUGACUGUACAGCCCCUGGACACACUGAGAACACGCUUCGCUGCUCAGGGGGAACCCAAGGUGUAUAAAACGCUACGCUAUGCCAUUGUCACUAUGUUCAAGACAGAAGGAUUCUUCACAUUCUAUCGGGGGCUCUGUCCUACUCUGUUAGCAGUGUUUCCAUAUGCCGGCCUUCAGUUCUCUUCCUAUAAUCUGUUAAAGAAAGUUUGGAAUGCUUCCUCACCACCAAGCCAUGAUAAAAGAGGUAACUUAAAGAACCUUCUUUGUGGUAGUGGAGCUGGAGUGAUAAGUAAAACUGUCACUUAUCCGCUAGAUCUGAUUAAAAAAAGGCUUCAGAUUGGGGGCUUUGAACAGGCGAGAGCUGCAUUCGGAGAGGUCAGAACGUACCAGGGUCUCCGAGACUGUGUAUAUCGGAUACACCUAGAAGAAGGAUUAAGGGGCUUUUUUAAAGGAUUGUCCCCAAGUUUGCUCAAAGCUGCUGUUUCAACUGGACUCACCUUCUUCUGCUAUGAGAUGUUCUGCGGCAUGUUGUGGAAUUUGAAGAAAACCAGAGAAAGUCAAAAGGUGGACAAAUGAAUCUGUAAAAAUCUUAUCUGUUACAGUGGCACUGCAAAUACAGUACCAACUACAUUCUUAUCUCUCUGUGAGAGAUUAUUUAGUC